AUGCUAAAGAUACUUGGCGUAUCAAAGUUCGUGUCAUUCGCAUAUAUAUGGACACAACCAGCAUGGAAUAAUGAAAAAGAAGUCGGCAGUCUUGAGAUGAUACUUAUAGAUGAGCAGGGAAAAAAGAUUCAUGCUACCAUUAAGAAAGCGAUACCUAAAUUCAAGAAUAUGUUGCAAGAGUUUCAAUAUUAUCUGAUAACGAAUUUCAAUGUUGGUGAUGCAACAUCAAAGUUCAUGAUGGUGGAUAAUGAAUCCAACAUCAACUUCUAUCGCAACACAAGUAUACGGAGCUGCACCAACCCUGUUGAUUAUGGGAACGGAUUGACCUUCACACCUUUCUCUGACAUUGCUAACUUUAAAGUUGUUACAAAGUUCCCUAUUGAUAUCAUUGCGGAGAUUGCUGCACGUGGAAAAAUUGACAACUACACCAAAGAUAAUAAGGAAACAGUCCGCCUCCAGUUACACCUAACUGAUUUAGAUGGCAUUCUUUUGAAUUGUACUCUAUGGGGUGACUUUGCUACUCAAGUUGAUAACUUUCUCAGUGAUCCAAAGACUGUCGGUCGUGUUGUCAUUAUAAUCCAACUUGCAAAGUUGCGUAUCUGGAAUGCUGAACCUCAGUUGGGUUAUUGUUUGUAUGGUACCCGUAUUUUGCUAAACUCUGCAGAAACUGAAGACUUCAAAAAUAGGUUGAUUGCAAAGGAUGGUGUUCGACCCUGUGACGUUACUUACAAAGUACCUUUCAUACUUCAGGAGGAAGCUGUAUCCGCACCUGCUGAUUGGACUAAGCAUAUGGAUAGGACUGAUAUUAAUGAGCUUCAGGAUAUUAAGAAUGAUACCGUGUGUUUGGUGUACGCAACAAUAAGAGCUUUGCAAUCCGAACAUAAUUGGUAUUAUCUAGCACACAGGAAAUGCAACAGAAUUGCUCAAACUGUUGAAGAAGUUGAUUUAACAAAUGUUGAUUACUUUAACACUGAAAACCAUCCUUACCAUUGUGAGAACUGUAAGGAAUUUGUGUCUGAUGUUCUGGCCAGAUAUUACCUGAUAAUUCAUGUUAUAUGA
Erigeron canadensis is the source of this 1059-nucleotide messenger RNA. RefSeq lists its product as uncharacterized. The coding region runs from base 1 to 1059 and encodes 352 amino acids. NCBI's taxonomy places the organism in Eukaryota, Viridiplantae, Streptophyta, Magnoliopsida, Asterales, Asteraceae. The transcript has 7 exons. The record is from RefSeq and is a predicted model, not a curated record.